This is a messenger RNA of Diabrotica balteata, 462 nucleotides long. The record is from the annotation of a GenBank genome assembly. NCBI's taxonomy places the organism in Eukaryota, Metazoa, Arthropoda, Insecta, Coleoptera, Chrysomelidae.
ACAAUAUGAAACGAUUUAUAUUUUUGGCGUUUUUAGUUUGUGGUGCAAUGGCUUCUCUAACAGAAAAACAGCAACAGAAUAUGGAUUCUAUACAUACUAUGUGUGUAUCAGAAAUUGGAGUUUCUGAAGAUGUCAUUGACAAAGCCAGAAGUGGAGAUUUUGUUCAAGAUGCUAAACUAAAAUGUUACAUGAAAUGUUAUUUUGACAAAAUCGGUGUGAUGAGUGGUGAUGGAAAAGUUGACAUAGAUAUUGCGUUAGCUACUUUACCCGAUAAUCUACAGUAUGCUGCCCCAGUAAUAAAAAAGUGUGGUAGUCAAGCUGGUGCAGAUGUAUGUGACGUCGUAUUUAAUACACUGAAAUGUCAUUAUGAUGAAGAUAAAACGGCAUACUUUUUACCAUAGAAAAAUAUUUCGAUACAAAAAAUGUAAUUUAGUUUUUUGUAUUUCGUUCUUUAAAGUGGCA